AUGUCCUUCCAACACCUCCAGCCCUCGGGUAACGAGAUGACAGCUAUCAUCAACAACUCAAGCCUAUUCGCGGACCAAGUCAAACUGGCCGCAAACCAUGUCAUGUCCAAAUCAGUCAGCACGUCUCAGGAUCAGAUGGACCAUCCACUCGUCAUGGCCAACCAAGCACGCUUGGUGACCAAGCUUGCUUCAAUUGCUGUUGAAGUCAUAGGCGCUCUUGCAGGCCUGGAACCAUACAUCUACGGCGUUUACUUCUCCAAGUACAUGGAAUCCGUCAUGCGCUGGCGAAUCUCAAACUCCGUCGAAGACAGACUGCAAAUUCCCGUCCCUUUCCGACCCACACCACUCCAAUCCGCCACUCCCUUCCACCCAGUAGUCAUCGACUUCAUCAACUGGCCAUCCAUCCGCGAUCAGAUGAUCCUGUACUCGUCCAAACUUGAUCUUGACGCCAUGAGCAGGGAUAUUGUCUUGAACACCGUCGUUGAGUUGCCUGGGAAGCGCGUAUCUGUCAACAUUCACGAUGUGUUUUUCAACCACAUUCUUCCUCGUGUCGGCGGUGGUCGGGCCGAUGGCAGCAAUUCCAUGUUGCAUAAUCGUGAAUGGAUAUACUUGAAAGUGCCCGUCAAUCCUGCCGGCGGCAUGACAUACACCGGCUUUGCCCUGGUCCAAGAAGCUCUCGCAGCUGAAAUGGACUGCAGGAUGGGACAGGCCCAGUCUCCUAGAUCGACUACAACGCAUCUCAGGCCAUCUGACGAGGGCCUUGCCAGCAGAAGCGCCCCGUAUGGUCCAGAAAUGAUGGUUGCGGAUGCCUUAGCAGCCUUUGGAAUUGACCAGCCAUCCAACUGGAAGCUUAGCAACGACUUUGCCAGAAAAUACCCACAUAUCGAUUGCUCGCUUGUGUAG
Colletotrichum chrysophilum is the source of this 903-nucleotide messenger RNA. RefSeq lists its product as uncharacterized. The transcript has 3 exons. Bases 1 to 903 code for a protein of 300 amino acids. The record is from RefSeq and is a predicted model, not a curated record. NCBI's taxonomy places the organism in Eukaryota, Fungi, Ascomycota, Sordariomycetes, Glomerellales, Glomerellaceae.